AAUUCAAUUUGAUUUUGAAAAUCCCAAAAAGAAAAUUCAUUUUUAUUCAGUUUCAUACGAGUUCUUCAUCAACAUUUUUUUUUCUAUUUUGCAACCACAUGGAUGAAAAGAAUGAUGUUGAUAAAGUUGAUGAUGUUAUGUUGCCUGGUUUUCGAUUUCAUCCAACAGAUGAAGAGCUUGUAGGAUUUUACCUCAAGAAAAAGAUUCAACAAAGACCUUUGCCCAUUGAGCUGAUUAAACAACUUGAUAUAUAUAAAUAUGAACCCUGGGAUCUUCCAAAGCUAGCAGCAUCAGGGGAGAAGGAAUGGUAUUUUUACUGUCCAAGGGACCGAAAAUACCGGAAUAGUGCGAGGCCUAACAGAGUCACCGGAGCCGGUUUUUGGAAGGCAACCGGGACCGACAGGCCUAUAUACUCAUCUGAUGGCACUAAAUGUAUUGGUUUGAAGAAGUCCCUUGUGUUCUAUAGAGGCAGAGCUGCUAAAGGGAUGAAAACUGAUUGGAUGAUGCACGAAUUUCGGCUACCUUCGAUGUCGGACUCGAUACCACCAUCAAAGAAGCUCUUUGACAAAACCCUUCCUGCAAAUGAUGCAUGGGCUAUUUGUAGGAUAUUCAAAAAGACUAGUACCAUGGCUCAAAGAGCACUUUCCCACACUUGGAUUUCCUCAUUGAACCAUGGUGCGGCUUGCAGUCAGCUCAGUUCGGAGAACAUUUCUUGUACGACCGAAAUUGGAUCAACGAUACCAUUAUGCAGCAACGGUGAACUACAACAAGACUGCAGUGCCGGCUUUUCGGCUCUAGAUAUUCUUUCGUAUAAAUCAUUCCAUCAAACAGUCUAUAGGCCAUCUCCAUUUCAUGUUUCCAACGGAGACCUUCAUAACAACAUGAUGUUUUCUCAGCUUGACAACAUGUCUGGAUCAUCCCCAAAGUGCACUAUUGAUACCUCUUCCAUGCUGUUGAGCCCACCGUUGAUUAGCAAUGCCUCAGCAAGUACCGAUUUCCGAGGGCAACAACACCAAUACGGCAACUUUUCGAUCAGCUCGCCCCAGGACAUGCAAGGCAAUGGAGGUGGAGCAGAAAGCGAGGAAGGAACAAGGAAGACGUCGGAUUCAAUCCCAGACUAUAACCAUUUAUCGAUGGGGUUUCCUUUCAGAUUGUCUCCAAAUAUGCCAGAUUCAUGGAAACCUAAUCUACCAUGGGAUUCACCACAAUGUCCUAGUGAGAUGUCCACCACUUAUUCAACUGACAAAUGCUACACUUAAAUCAGCUGUCGACUAGUUUUGGGGUAAUUAAGUUGGGAACUAGUAUGAACAGCAGACCUGUUUAUGGUAUUAUUGUACAGUUUUCACAUAUUCCACCUAGAUAUCUUAGGCUGAAUAUUUAUCUAGUAUAUUUGUUUCCAUUUCCAAA
Gossypium raimondii (Peruvian cotton) is the source of this 1407-nucleotide messenger RNA. RefSeq names its product protein FEZ. Lineage: Eukaryota; Viridiplantae; Streptophyta; Magnoliopsida; Malvales; Malvaceae. The record is from RefSeq and is a predicted model, not a curated record. Gene Ontology annotation, molecular function: DNA binding. Gene Ontology annotation, biological process: regulation of DNA-templated transcription. The coding region runs from base 99 to 1259 and encodes 386 amino acids. The transcript is spliced from 3 exons.